Coniophora puteana RWD-64-598 SS2 is the source of this 1370-nucleotide messenger RNA. RefSeq lists its product as uncharacterized. Lineage: Eukaryota; Fungi; Basidiomycota; Agaricomycetes; Boletales; Coniophoraceae. The coding region runs from base 81 to 1283 and encodes 400 amino acids. The transcript has 12 exons. The record is from RefSeq and is a predicted model, not a curated record.
AUCUUUGCCUCUCUCCCUUUCCCUUCGUCUCUUCGUACUUUCCUUCUUCACGGUCUCAUCAUUCAUUCUCCAAGGUUCAAAUGGUCGCGGUAAAGGAGGGAUCUACGCAAUUCGUCCAGUUCUGCAUUCAGUACUCUAGCCUGGCGCUAUUGUACUAUGAUUAUAUCCUCACGUUCCCGCUCGAGCUACAGUAUAUGUGGCGGAGUAAAGUGAAGAUAUCGACCGUGUUCUACUGGUUCUGCCGAUAUGCCCUUCUGGCAAACCUGUUCUACUUGUUUGCGAUCGAGAAGGUUGUGGACAAUUGUAAAGGAUGGUAUCAGUUUGAUGGCUACUUGAGCAUUGCUGGUCGCGGCGCUGUUUUGGGUGUUUUUGGGUUCCGUACAUACGCCGUGUGGAAUAAAAGCAAGCUCGUUUUAGCUGUGAUGAGCUUUCUAUGGGCAGUCGUCAUCGCCUUAGAUUUUUGGCAUACGACAGGAGACAAGUGUUCAGGCGGUACGGCUCCGGAUAUUGUCGUCGCUAAUACUGCUCUGUCAAUCGUCGUCUGCGUUUUUGAGUGUACUGGUACUGUUCUGUUAGGAAUACGGUGUCUGAAGGCACGUAGAGCGUUCAAGAAAAGCAAUCAAUCGCGCCCGAACGACGAUAUCAUGAGUUUCAUGCUACGUGAAGGGCUUGUUUACUUCUUUGGUGUAUUUGGGUUCACGUUUGCUGCGGUGGUCUUGAACUUCGAAGCACCCACCGGUUUCUUGGGAAAACUUCUAAACGCUCUAACACUACCUGUAUCUGGAAUACUGUCCGCUAGGUUGCUACUUUACCUGCGUCAACACAACCACCGGCAGAAGGAGCUGGCAAUGCGGGGCAGUCAAGCACGUACAUUCACGAACGCUGACGGCGAAGAAAUGGACGCGUUGCCCUCCUUCCAUGCGGCGACGAUGACAAGCUUGGAUGGUACCAGGAGCAUAUUUGCGUCGUCAAACGCAGAUACCUAUGGAGAAGGCGAGUUUGGUGGGGACCCUGUUGCCGGCGUCCUUGCGGAGCUAGCGGGCGGCAAGAGCAGCGAGGGAAAGAAGGCCGAGGUCGGGGGAUCUUCUCGAGACAGCUCGUACGAUGGUGGCGAUGAGCUGAAUAUUAACGUUGAGCCAAGGCAAAAGCAAGACGCGGAAAUGGGUCAGCCACAACCACAAAUGCGUGAGGUUAGGGGCGUCGAGUCGAAGGCCGGCUCAGCAGGAACCUCCCAUGGAGCUGAAGGGAGUUCUGAUAAACAGGGCAAGACCAGGGAAAUUUAAUUUAAAUUAGCUAGUUCGAGGUUAUUACUCUGUACUGUAAAUCAAAGGGUUGUACCUUAUUUACUUAUGUAUUUAUUCCAAAUGUUU